This is a messenger RNA of Pseudocercospora fijiensis CIRAD86, 1233 nucleotides long. RefSeq lists its product as uncharacterized. The record is from RefSeq and is a predicted model, not a curated record. Bases 1 to 1233 code for a protein of 410 amino acids. NCBI's taxonomy places the organism in Eukaryota, Fungi, Ascomycota, Dothideomycetes, Mycosphaerellales, Mycosphaerellaceae. The transcript is spliced from 16 exons.
AUGGCAUUGAGUUGUAGGCGAGCAGUCGCGUCGUUCUCCUUGACUUCGAGCUUGACGUCGGACAGUUCCACGGCAUCUGGGUGGGUCAGUGCCGACUUGAAACUCAGUCACCAUCACCAAGUGCAUGUUCUGGAAGCCGAAGGUGUUGUCAAUGCUCAAGCAUCUAGCCUUGACCGGCUUCUUGACAGCUGGAUGAGUCCUCAGUACCAGAUGGGAAGGAGCAACGGUGUACUUGACUGUCAAAUAGACGAGCGCUCCAAUGCCAAGACCUAUCGCCUUUGUACCAUUGGUCCGCUUCUCAGAGAAUGCAACAAGCGCCACGUGCAUGCGCUGUCCUCUUCUCCUUGCGCAAGUUCUUCUUCUCCUGGACUUCCUUCAGCUGAUUGGUCGCCUGAGCAAUCUCGUUCGCAAGAGCGCGCUUUUUGGGGCAAUGCCAUCAAACUCGACUUCGAGGAUCUCGAUCUCGUCUUGAAGGGUGGCUUUGGCGACCUUAAGAGAUUCCUUCUGCUAACGAGCCUUCUCCUCUGCUUCAUCAGCGUCAGCAGCAAGGAGAGCCUCGCAGUCGUUGAGAAGAAGGAAGAACCCCAAGAAAAUGAAUGUGCCGAGGAGACAUGUGUCUACUAUCACUUUUAUGAGGCGCAAUACACGACAAUCCUAGAGGAAUGUAAAUAUCACAAGCUUCGAGGAUGUUCGAAGAGCAAAAUAUCCAUGCUCGAACCUGUUCGAGAAGCUUGGCGACACUCUAACUUGAUAUAUGCAAAAGGCCAAAAAAAUUGCAUGCUCGAACCUGUUCGAGAAGCUUGGCGACACUCUAACUUGAUAUAUGCAAAAGGCCAAAAAAAUUGCAUGCUCGAACCUGCCAAAAAAAUUGCACGAAUCGUUAAUAUUCAAGUAGAAUUUUGGGCCGGCUCACUGCAUGGAACUGUUAGCUCAGCAUUCAGAGGGUGUCACCGCGGAACUAUAAAUCGUCGGCGGGAUUGUCUACACACAUUGCAGAGUGUCGGCAAUAGUGGACAGCUUAUGUAUCUUGAACAGCUCGGCUCGGCCCGUGUCUUGGCAGUCCCCAAUCAACUACAUGUGGUCCCGAACGGAGUUCCAAGCCAGACCAAGGGCCGACAUGUUCUACAGUACACUCGACAUUAUCCACGAGAGAACAUAUGCUGCUUUUAUUCCAUCGAUCCCACACAAGUUUCUACUCGCUACCGCGAAUCUGAUCUCCAUCACGCCAUUUAA